Messenger RNA from Rhizophagus irregularis DAOM 181602=DAOM 197198, 2883 nucleotides. The record is from RefSeq and is a predicted model, not a curated record. NCBI's taxonomy places the organism in Eukaryota, Fungi, Glomeromycota, Glomeromycetes, Glomerales, Glomeraceae.
AAAAAAAAAAAAAUCUGGGAUAAUGACAAAAUAUAAUAAUGAUAAUAAUGUUAACCAACAAGUUAAAAAUGAUUUUAAUAAAAAAAUACCAAAUCUGAAAAAAUAUUCUACCAUUUUUUUAGCAUUGGUAAUAUUUAAUUUAUUGUAUACAAUAUAUAAUGUUCAUUAUACUUCGUUUUCAUAUAAAUCUACACAAUAUUCAAGUGGUAUAUCAUACGAAACAUAUAAAUAUGGGAUAUCAAAAUGUGAAGAAAUAAAAAGGAUUAAACCCGAUAACAAUCAUAUCCAGAAUAGGAAAACAAAUCCUAGAUUUGUUCCUGGAACUAAAAAUGUUUUACUAAAAAAUGCUAGAAUAUUGGAUGGCAUUGGUGGAGAUUUUAUCGGUGAUCUAUUAUUAAAAGAUGGUAUCAUUAGUAACAUUGCUAAGUUUGAAGGAGAUUAUGAUGAGAAGAGAAGGAUUAAUGUAACUGAUGAUACUGUCAUUAUUGAUUUAAAGAAAAAAUUUGUUACUCCCGGGUUAAUUGAUAUGCACAGUCAUGCAGGAGUGUUCUCAUGGCCAGAUUUAAGAGGUACAAGUGAUGUUAACGAAGAAACAGAUCCACUUACACCAUUCGUUCGUGCAAAGGAUGCGAUAAAUCCAAGUGACCCUGCAAUUAGAAUAAUAUCAUCAGGGGGAAUAACAACAUCAUUAAUAUUACCAGGAAGUGGAAAUUUAAUGGGAGGAGAGGGAUAUGUAAUAAAAAUGCGACCAGUUUCAACAUUAUCAGUAGAAGAUAUGGGAAUAAAUUAUGGUAUUAAUCCUGAAGAAGAAAAGGAAUGGAGAUGGUUAAAAAUGGCAUGUGGAGAAAAUCCAAAGAAAGUUUACUGGUAUCAAAAUCGCAUGCCAACUACACGUCUUGGAGAAGCAUGGUUGUUUAGAAAAAAAUUUGAAGAAGCAAAAAAUCUUUUUAGAAAACAAAAUGAUUGGUGCGAUUUUGCUAGUAGAUUAUCUUCUAUUGAACAAUUAAGUAGCCCAUUUCCCGAAGAUUUACAAUAUGACAGUCUAAUUGCUUUAUUUAGAGGCGAUGCUAGAUUAAAUAUUCAUUGCUAUGAGACGUUUGAUAUCGAAACUAUGAUAAGACAUUCAUUAGAAUUUAAUUUUACAAUAACAGCAUUUCACCAUGCAUUAGAUGCAUAUCGUAUCACAGACGUAAUAAAAAGAGCAAGUUCGCAGAUUACCAUAGCAACAUUUUCAGAUUUAUGGGGAUAUAAAAAAGAAGCAUUUCAAGCAAGUACGCGUUCACCGAAAAUAUUAGCAGACGCUGGUAUACCUGUAGCAAUAAAGUCAGAUCAUCCAGUAACAAAUGCACAAUAUUUAGCAUUUGAGGCAGCAAAAGCACAUCAUUAUGGACUUGAUGAGAAAUUAGCUAUAGCAUCAGUUACCUCAGUACCAGCUAAUGCAAUUGGAUUAAAUCAUCGUAUUGGACAAAUUACAGUUGGUUAUGAUGCUGAUAUUGUUUUGUGGGAUUCUCAUCCACUUGAUUUGGGGGCUACUCCAUUAGAAGUUUAUAUCGACGGUAUUCCCCAAUUUGAUACGCCUGUUUCUGUUCUUACAAAUUCUACUAAAAAGAAUCAUUCUUCUAUGAAGAAUGUUAAUAAUGAAAAUACAGAUAAUACAAAGGAAAGAACAGCAUCAUCCGUUAUUAUAAAGAAUAUUGGAAAAGUCUUUAUAGAUGAAGAUACUAUUAUUGAAUCUAAUUCAUCGUUAAAUGGUAAAAAUAUUAGCAUAAUAGUUAAAGAUGGUUUGGUAGAGUGCAUUGGCACCAAUUGCACAAAUACUAUUGAUAUCGUUACAAGUAAUUCACCGGAAGUUAUUGACUUAAAUGGAGGAUAUAUACUUCCAGGAAUGAUUGCGGUUGGUACACCAUUAGGAUUAGUUGAAAUUGAUCAAGAAGCGAUAACGACAGAUGGAUUUGCUCCAAUUAUAGUUGAUCUAGACAGUGAACAUAGAGUAAUAAAAGCUAUAGAUGGACUAAAACUUGAUAGUAAACAUUUAAAUGUUGCUUAUAAAGCUGGUGUGCUUACUUCUAUUACGGCUCCAUUAUCAUCAGCUGUAAUAAGUGGUAUUUCUGUUGCUUUUAAAACUGGUUCUCAAACCGUUAUUGAUAGUGAUGAGACUAUAAUUGAAAAAGAAGCUGCUCUACAUGUAAGAAUUGGUACUCCUUACAAAAAUGAUUAUAUACCAUCGGUAUCAAGUCAAAUUGGGUUAUUGCGUAGGAUAUUAAUUCAUGCUUUAUUUAAAUCCCCAUUAAGAAACAUUUAUAAUAAGGUUGCGAAAGGAUUAGUUCCAUUAGCAGUUCAUACUCACUCUAAAGAUGAAAUCGCAUCCUUAAUUAAUUUGAAAAAACAAAUAUCUGUUCAUGGGGGCGAUUUACAAAUUAUUAUAAUUGGGGGUGCAGAAGCUCAUUUAUUAGCUGAACAAUUAUCACAAUAUAAUAUUUCAGUCGUAUUAAGACCUUCAAGACCUGUACCGGACUUAUGGACUGCUAAAAAUGUUUUGACAGGUUCUCCUUUAACAAAUAUUACUGGUGCAGAAAUACUUGUAAAACAUAAAGUUAAAAUUGCUCUUGGUGUUUCCAACACUGCUUGGACAAGAAAUUUAGCUUGGGAUGCUGGUUGGAUUCUUCAUAAUUCAAAGGGAGGUUUACAUGUAGGUAAUAUUGCUAAUUUUGUCGCUUACGAUGGUAACCCUUUUAAUUUACAUACUAAAAUUAAAUUAGUUGCUGGUGGUGGUAAAAAAGAUAUACUCAUUGAUCCAAUUCAAGAUUAAAUGAUUUAUGGGAAGAAUUAUUAUUCUGAAAUUGAUACGUAAAUUUAAAUAAAAAAAAUUAUAUAUAUAUUAUA